ACAACAAAUAGAGGAAACCGAACAGUCAUUUAAAUACUACUCCUCCUUAAUCCUUUCGAAAACCGUCGGAUUAACAUCGGAAAAUCAAAUGAUUUCAAAUUCAACGGCGAUCCUCAUUCCUCUGUCAUGAUCUCAUCACCUAAGCCGCGGAUGGAGAGAAAGAGGCAUUUGAUCCUUCCUUUUGUCUUCUUUUUCGAUCCAUUUUCCCCCUCAGUCUCUCCUCCAUUUUCUUUCAUAUUCUUUUGAUUUCUUCUUUCUCUCUGAAGAAGAAAACAAGAGAAGAAAUUGAAAGAAAACAAUGGACCCCUAAAAUCGCUUUUAAGGUUUGGACUAUCGGAAUCGAUUUUCGUCAAAGAUCGCACCUUUUUCUCCCUCGGAAUCAGGUAUCCACGCGAAUCGUUCUAUCAUAGGGCUUCGCAUUAAGAAUCUGCAUCUCCUAUUUGUGUCGAAGAUUGAAUUUAUAGAAGUGGACAUUGGGGGUUACGAUUGAUUGAAUUGCGAAAUUAGGGAACCCAAUUUUGUGACACUUGCAGAAGUGGCCUUCUUGUGAUUUGGGGGAAGUUGAAAAGGGGGAAAAAAGGACUUGAUUCUUGUGAUCGGGUGAGGAAGAAAGGGGGUUCUGUGAAAUUGGGGGGCAAUGGAAAUGGAUAAUAUUUCUUCAAUAGAGGGAAAUGAAGAUGAGGAGAUGCAGUCAGCAGUUUCUCACUGCAAUCAAAAUGCUCAUUCGCAUCAGUGUUCUUCCAAGCCUCUCAGCGGGUUCGUGGCUCGACUGGCGCCAACCAGCGUGCACGAAUUGCUCGAGUGCCCCGUGUGUACGAAUUCGAUGUACCCACCCAUCCAUCAGUGUCACAACGGGCACACACUCUGCUCCACUUGCAAGUCGAGGGUGCAUAAUCGCUGCCCUACCUGCAGACAAGAGCUCGGGGAUAUCAGGUGUUUGGCACUAGAGAAGGUUGCGGAGUCACUAGAGCUUCCCUGCAAGUUUUUCUCACUGGGGUGUGCCGAAAUAUUCCCGUAUUACAGCAAACUCAAGCACGAAGCAGUUUGCAACUUCAGACCAUACAGUUGUCCGUAUGCUGGAUCAGAGUGCUCGGUCACAGGAGACACUCCUCACCUGGUUGCACAUUUGAGAGACGACCACAAAGUGGACAUGCACACAGGGUGCACCUUCAAUCACCGCUAUGUCAAGUCAAACCCCCGUGAAGUUGAAAACGCAACGUGGAUGUUAACAGUAUUCCAUUGUUUCGGGCAAUAUUUCUGCCUCCAUUUCGAAGCGUUCCAGCUGGGGAUGGCGCCCGUGUACAUGGCGUUCCUCCGUUUCAUGGGUGAUGAAGCUGAAGCGCGCAACUACAGCUAUAGUUUAGAGGUGGGAGCGAACGGGAGGAAGCUGAUAUGGGAGGGGACGCCGCGGAGCAUUCGGGACAGCCACCGCAAGGUGAGGGAUAGUCACGACGGGCUGAUCAUCCAACGGAACAUGGCGCUGUUUUUCUCGGGCGGUGACAGGAAGGAGCUUAAGCUUAGAGUUACUGGAAGGAUUUGGAGGGAACAACAGAACCCUGAUGAUGGGGUCUGCAUACCAAAUCUUUCUACCUAACAAAAUUCAUUCUUUUUUUUUCUUCCUCUUUGGAUUUUGGUUUCUUUGGGUGGUUGUAUAUGUAUGAUAUUAAUGUGCCUGUGCUUCUCUUCUUGCUAAUAUGCAACUUUGUAAAAAAAAAGUUCAAUUGUGAGAUGAGUCUCUCAACAUCAAUCUUCAUCAUAUUUUACACUCUUA
Salvia splendens (bonfire salvia) is the source of this 1771-nucleotide messenger RNA. RefSeq names its product E3 ubiquitin-protein ligase SINAT5. Gene Ontology annotation, cellular component: cytoplasm. The record is from RefSeq and is a predicted model, not a curated record. The transcript has 3 exons. Lineage: Eukaryota; Viridiplantae; Streptophyta; Magnoliopsida; Lamiales; Lamiaceae. Gene Ontology annotation, molecular function: zinc ion binding; protein binding; ubiquitin protein ligase activity. Bases 638 to 1594 code for a protein of 318 amino acids. Gene Ontology annotation, biological process: multicellular organism development; ubiquitin-dependent protein catabolic process.